CGCCUGCGUCAGCGCGCAGCGUCACGUCGUCACCGUUUUUUUUCUGCCGCAGCUCCUUUCUCGCAGAGGAAAACAAAAGCCAGCUAACAGUGGAAGUGGUAGAAUUAGCAUUGGAGAUUAGCCCCUUGUCUCACGGAGUGCGGCUGUCGAGUAGCGCAGCUCGGUGAAACCUCACGUGUCGAGUUUGGAGGUUCACCAGUAGCUCUCCUAAUGAUACAUCAGCACUAAGGCGACUUUCAUACUUGCUAAGGAUGGCUAGCUGUGGGGAGGUAGACCACUCUGUGAGCUCGCUUCCAUCCAGUAAGAAAGGCAGCAACAGUGGUGGUGGAAGCGGUAACAGCGCAGAUUCCUCUUGCUCUGGCUCCAGCACUUCAUCCCCAGCCCUGCCUGUACCGGAGUGUGCCAUCUGUCUGCAGAGCUGCGUCCACCCUGUCCAGCUGCCAUGCCAUCAUGUCUUCUGUUUCCUGUGUGUGAAGGGAGCAUCCUGGCAGAGCAAACGCUGCGCUCUCUGCAGACAGGAAGUACCUGAUGACUUCCUGGAGCGGCCUACACUGCUCUCUCCUGAGGAGCUGAAAGCAUCGGCGGGAGGUCGAGGUGGCACAGCCAGCGAUCACGCCUGGUAUUAUGAGGGCCGUAACGGUUGGUGGCAGUAUGACGAGCGAACCAGCCGCGAGCUGGAGGACGCUUUCUCCAAGGGCAAGAAAACAGCUGAAAUGCUCAUUGCUGGUUUUUUGUAUGUAGCUGACUUGGAGAACAUGGUGCAGUACAGGCGCAACGAGCAUGGUCGUAGACGGAAGAUGAAGAGGGACGUUUUGGAUAUCCCCAAAAAGGGUGUGGCUGGACUGCGUUUUGACACUGAAGGUGUUACAGGAGCCCUUGGGGCAGCAGGUCGAGAAAACUCUGCUGAUGGGGCUGAUACCACAGUAGCAGGUGCACAACAGCCAGUUACAGGUAUCUCCUCUACUUUAACUGCCCCUCCAGCCCCAGCCAGACCUCCUACCUCCCUUGGAGGUCAGCCUGGCACCAGCACUAGCCCUUCUGUUGAGGAUGCCCUCUCCCAGCUGCAAAUCAGUCCCAGGCCUACAUCCUCUCACGAGCGGCCUGCACCUGGGGAAGGAGAGGAGGAAGAUGAGGAGGAGGAGGCCUCACCCUCCAGGUCCUCUGAUCCUCUCACAUCUGUGGACGAGUCUGGCUCCGGAGACUGGAGCGAUGAUGAGGAAGAGGAGGAUGAAGAAGAGGAAGGGGGAGAUGGAGAGCGUGCAGAGCCCCGGGAGGAGAGGCCGCAGAGGCAAAGACUGAAUCCAGAGGACAGAGCCCCUCCGGGCGCAGAGUCUUCCUCUCUCUCGUCCAGUAGCAAUGGCAGGUCCAGAAUGCCUGAUGGCCAGUGUACAGUGACUGAGGUGUGAAGUCUUCACUGUAACUUUUCCAUUCCACUAAUUUAUUCCUGGCUUUAUGUCAUCCUUCACUCAGUCACAGAUUGGAUGUGGGUAGGAAAUGUACUCUUUCAAAAACAAACAAGAUCAUGGUUUUAAGUAAACAACUCAAUAUUCGCAGGCAAAUAUUUUGGCUCACAAUAAUCUGAAUCAAUCUGUAUGAGUUGUUUGUAAAUCUCAUCUCAUGUUUACCCAGCCAGUAGAAGCCAUGUUGGGUUUCACUUUCAAACACUGAUCAUUGGACUGAGACAUGAGCUACAGCUUGGUAAACAUGCAGAUGAAUACAGCAUGUUGUUUUGAACUGCGGUGUUCAACUGCCAUCAGGUUGCUCACUUUAAACCAUCUGGAUGUAGGCAUAUCAGGUGUGUUCAUCUUACAUCGCAGACAAGUGGAAAUAUAAAGAUGAAAGUAAUGCAACAACCUAGAUAAUGUUGUGUUUAAAUAUAUGAUCUGUCACCCAGAAGGCCUGUGAGAGUCCCACCCUGAUCUGUGACGUGCAGUGAAAGAAGGUAUAAAUGGGGGAUGUUACUCAUGGAAAUGGAGCUGUGUAAUUUUACAUUGUCGUGAACGGCUGCAUUCUUAAUCAUAAACACUUUUAACUCUCUCCGCUAACAUAGCACACAGAGGCAGGCUGGUUGGAGCUCAAGGUCAUCUGACUAGUCUCCGAAAGAAGUUAAUCCUUAAUGAAUCGUUCCCAACCUCUGCCUCAAUAACUUCCUUACUUCAGAUUGAACUGAUUAUGAGGUUUGUUUCCUCUAAGUUCUCAACUAUUAACAAAGUUUGUCAUUUCAGAGCAGAUUGUGGUUUGGUGGUUAAAGGUGAAGAAAGGAAACAGAAGUACAGUGCAUAAUGAUGCUCUUAAGCUACGUUUUUACAACAUAGUAAUGUAUCUCAGAGGUAAUGUAUGGCUGGCUGCACCUGGUUCUUCCUUAAUGUCAAUUCAUCGGCAGCUUUGUGAAAGUCUAAAAUCUGUAGAGAUGAUGCCCCCUGUUUUAACUGAAUGUGCAUAAUAGAUGUACAUAUCAAAUUAAUUAUAACUUACCCCAGCUUUAAAUAAUUGACAUUUCAAUGUGAAGUAUCAGUGUUUUUCUUUAAGAAGCUCUGGACCUCAUUAGUAUUCUCAUGGUCCCUGACUAAAAGUCUUCUCAAUUGGUGUCUCUAAAGUUUUGUGAUUUGUGCAUGUUUGGAGAGAGAGUUAUUUAAACACUACUGGUCCGCAGGAUGUUGAAAAUUCAUAUUUUUGGGGUUCAGUUCAAUUGAGUAAAUGUUUUUGAAAAAAAAUUCGUUACGGUUGUAAAUUCUUUUACGUAUGACAUCUGAGGCAAUUAGGAGAACAAAAACAUGCUGUGGCUCUUUGCCGUCUGGCAGAAAUUUCCGGUUAUGUUAUUUUUAUAUUUCUUACAUGCUUACAUCAUCAGCUAUUAGACUUUUCACCCUGAGAAAUAAAGUUUGUGUAACAGUUCUUUGCGUGGCAACUUGUUUUUUGUUACCUGGUUUGUAAUUUAAGAAUAAAUUGUAUCAUUUCAUCAUCCUUAAAA
Pleuronectes platessa (European plaice) is the source of this 2971-nucleotide messenger RNA. Its product is annotated as E3 ubiquitin-protein ligase rnf146. Gene Ontology annotation, molecular function: ubiquitin protein ligase activity; zinc ion binding; poly-ADP-D-ribose binding. The transcript is spliced from 3 exons. Gene Ontology annotation, cellular component: cytoplasm; nucleus. Bases 252 to 1406 code for a protein of 384 amino acids. Gene Ontology annotation, biological process: ubiquitin-dependent protein catabolic process; Wnt signaling pathway. Lineage: Eukaryota; Metazoa; Chordata; Actinopteri; Pleuronectiformes; Pleuronectidae. The record is from RefSeq and is a predicted model, not a curated record.